Molecule: messenger RNA, 1950 nt
Organism: Sesamum indicum (sesame)
Lineage: Eukaryota; Viridiplantae; Streptophyta; Magnoliopsida; Lamiales; Pedaliaceae
Product: beta-amyrin 28-monooxygenase
Biological process (GO): sterol metabolic process
Molecular function (GO): monooxygenase activity; iron ion binding; heme binding
Source: RefSeq, a predicted model, not a curated record
AUGCGUUUCUCACACACCAAAACUUCAAUAUUCCCACUCCUAACAUCUUCCCUUCCUCAUAAUAUCACUAAUUCACCAAAAACAGUCACCCUUUUGACUCAUUCACUCCCUCUAUAUAUACACUUCCCCAACUUUGAAACAUCACACAACAAACAAGAAUUGCCCAACAAAUCAAGAAAAGGAAACAUGGAGGUUUUCUAUGCUUCUCUCCUUUGCCUCUUUGUUUCCUUCAUCUUCUUCUCCCUCCACCUCAUCUUCUACAAGACGAAGCCCGCCUCCGGCGCCUUACCCCCGGGGAGAACCGGGUGGCCGGUGAUUGGGGAGAGCCUCGAGUUCCUCUCCACCGGGUGGAAAGGCCACCCAGAGAAGUUUAUCUUUGACCGCAUGGUUAGGUACUCGUCUUAUGUAUUUAAGACCCAUCUUUUAGGCGAGCAGGCUGCAGUUUUCUGCGGUGCUGCUGGCAAUAAGUUCUUGUUUUCAAAUGAGAAUAAGCUCGUCCAAGCGUGGUGGCCUAGCUCCGUCGACAAGAUCUUCCCUUCCUCCACUCAAACUUCUUCCAAGGAAGAAGCCAUCAAAAUGAGGAAAAUGCUUCCCAACUUCCUCAAGCCGGAAGCUCUCCACCGGUACGUCGGGAUCAUGGACCAUAUAGCACGCCGGCACUUUGCCGACGGGUGGGAGAACAAGGAAGAAGUGGUGGUGUUCCCUCUAGCCAAGAACUAUACGUUCUGGCUCGCCUGUCGGCUCUUUGUCAGCAUCGAGGAUCCUCAACAGGUCGACAAAUUCGCCGAGCCUUUCAACCUUUUGGCCUCCGGUCUGAUCUCCAUCCCCAUAGACUUGCCCGGAACCCCUUUCAACAAGGGCAUCAAGGCCUCCAACUACAUCAGAAAAGAGCUUGUAUCGAUCAUCAAACAACGGAAAGUCGACUUGGCUGAGGGGAAAGCAUCGCCAACUCAAGAUAUAUUGUCCCACAUGCUUCUAACAAGCGACGAAAACGGGAAAUUCAUGCAUGAAUUGGACAUUGCUGAUAAGAUCCUGGGCUUGCUCAUUGGAGGCCAUGACACUGCUAGCUCUGCUUGCACUUUCAUCGUCAAGUACCUGGCUGAACUGCCUGAAAUCUACGACGGAGUUUACAAAGAACAAAUGGAGAUUGCGAAAUCAAAAGGUCCAGGAGAGUUGCUGAACUGGGAUGACCUACAAAAGAUGAAAUAUUCAUGGAACGUUGCCUGUGAAGUACUGAGACUUGCACCGCCCCUCCAGGGAGCUUUCAGAGAAGCCAUUGCUGAUUUUUCUUACAACGGUUUCUCCAUUCCAAAAGGCUGGAAGCUAUACUGGAGUGCAAACUCAACACACAAGAAUCCGGAAUGUUUCCCAGAGCCCCAGAAGUUCGACCCAUCAAGGUUUGAAGGAUCCGGGCCGGCUCCAUACACGUUCGUGCCAUUCGGAGGCGGGCCAAGGAUGUGCCCGGGAAAGGAGUACGCCCGCCUGGAAAUACUGGUGUUCAUGCACCACCUGGUGAAGAGGUUCAGGUGGGAGAAAACUAUGCCUGAUGAGAAGAUAGUGGUUGAUCCUAUGCCUAUUCCUGCUAAGGGUCUACCAGUUCGUCUCUACCCUCACACACCUUAACUCAACCCACAUUAAUUAAUUAAACUCCAUUAAUAAUUAAGCUGCUUAAUCAAGAUUCCAGGCUUUAAAUUUCUCUCUCUCUCUCUCUCUCUCUACAUACAUAUAUAUAUAUAUAUAUAUACUUGUAUAUAUAUUAUUAGCCAUGUUUUGAGUUCUGAAUCUCUCUCUCUAUAUAUAUGCCAAAAUAAGGCUGCUGUAUGCUUAAGCUCUCUCUCUUGAGUAAUUUUCUCUCUUUGUUUUUUGGUGGUUGUUUUGUUGAGGCAUGAUGUUGUAUUUUUACAAUGGUUUUAUUUCAAUGAAGGAAAAAUAAUUGUAGCUGUUCGUAUA